AUGAACAUCGGGAAAGCUUACAGUACCUUUAACAUCAGCAAUGGAACAGAUCUAGCUAUUGGCUUUACCUCUUCCACAGUAGCUGUCCUUCUGUUUGGGACAAACUUUGUGCCUGUUAAGAAAUUUGAUACCGGUGAUGGCAUGUUCUUCCAAUGGAUUCUCUGUGCCUCUAUAUGGAUAGUUUCUUUGGUAGUCAAUUUAAUCCAGAAUUGCCCCCGGUUUUGGCCUCUGGCUAUGGUAGGGGGUUUCGUGUGGGCUACAGGCAAUGUUACAGUUGUCCCUAUUGUUAAAACUAUUGGCUUAGCUCUUGGUCUUUUGAUAUGGGCUUCUUUUAAUUUGCUGACAGGUUGGGCAAGUUCCAGGUUUGGUUGGUUUGGAAUUGACCCAGAAGAGGUGUCAAGACCAAUCUUAAAUUAUAUUGGAGCUGGACUUUCACUACUAAGUGCUGUCAUAUUUCUUUUUAUAAAAACUGAAGUUCAGAGUUCUUCAGCUUCAUUAGAAAGUACGCCUUUACUGAGAGAAAGUUCUAUUAAUGUUUCUGAAGAUACCUCUGAUGACUCAUGGGUGAACAGACUUUCUCCAGCAAAAAAAAGACUCAUAGGAUGUAGCCUGGCUGUAGUAGCUGGAAUGCUCUACGGUUCCAGUUUUGUACCAGUACUUUACAUCAAGGACCAUGGAAGAAGAAAUGAAACUAUAUACACAGGAGCAAGUCAAUUUGAUUUAGAUUAUGUUUUUGCACACUUCAGUGGAAUAUUUCUUACAAGUACCAUCUACUUUUUGAUCUACUGUGUAUUCAGGAAAAAUAAACCUAAUGUUUAUCCCCAAGCCAUAUUGCCAGGAUUUGUUUCUGGUGUGCUUUGGGCAAUAGCCAAUUGCUGCUGGUUCAUAGCCAAUCACUAUCUCAGUGCUGUGGUCAGUUUUCCAAUAAUUACUGCAGGUCCUGGCCUUGUUGCUGCAAUGUGGGGAGUCCUUGUAUUUAAAGAAAUCAAGGGACUGAAAAACUAUGCGUUACUCUCAGUAGCAUUUUGCAUCAUUUUGGCUGGAUCACUCUCCACGGCUUUUUCUAAAAUUUGA
Molecule: messenger RNA, 1074 nt
Organism: Fulmarus glacialis (Northern fulmar)
Lineage: Eukaryota; Metazoa; Chordata; Aves; Procellariiformes; Procellariidae
Gene: TMEM144
Product: transmembrane protein 144
Exons: 11
Coding region: 1-1074 (357 amino acids)
Biological process (GO): carbohydrate transmembrane transport
Cellular component (GO): membrane
Molecular function (GO): carbohydrate transmembrane transporter activity
Source: RefSeq, a predicted model, not a curated record